Molecule: messenger RNA, 3168 nt
Organism: Trypanosoma rangeli
Lineage: Eukaryota; Euglenozoa; Kinetoplastea; Trypanosomatida; Trypanosomatidae
Product: putative DNA repair and recombination protein,mitochondrial precursor
Exons: 1
Coding region: 1-3168 (1055 amino acids)
Biological process (GO): telomere maintenance; DNA repair
Molecular function (GO): DNA helicase activity; ATP hydrolysis activity
Source: RefSeq, a predicted model, not a curated record
AUGACUCAGUUGUCGCCGCUUGCAUCAACGGCCGUAAAAUACACAAGCCUGUUGGCGCGCGUGGCGUGCUUCGGCCGCCGUGGAGUUAACGACCCCCUGCCACACGUCCUUAUUUGCCGCGAGGUUGCAAUACCGUGUUUGUCGCCUGUAUCGAAGUGUUUUGUCCCCACUGCCCUCCUCUCGUACGUCCCUUCCCUAACAGAGGGAGGGGCGCCGCACGUCACUACCGCUUCAUCGGGGGCGGAGUCAUUGGCCAGGGUCGUUGGUGUGCACACACAUCGUCACUGCGGGUGGGGGUGGCGGCAGCAGCAGCAACUCACGCUAGGAAUGAGGUGUGGCAAUGCGCCUCUGCAGCACCAGCGCCGAGGCAUGGCAACGCGUGACAACUGUAUGGCUGACAGCACAUGCCUUACCGCCUCAACGCGGGCCGAGGCACUCGAGCGGCAAGAUAAGCGGGAGGAGCAGGAUAAGACAAAACAGGAAGGGAGAAGCCGGAAACCGCGUCUAAUAUGUAAGGUUUGGCGCUCUGUGAAGCCUGUUAGCAGGGCGGCGUGCAACGGUAACGGUGGAAGGCUGAGACCAUGCAGUUGUACCGCUGACUUAGUCGACGCCUCAGGUGGAGGUGGUUCCUCGGUCUCGACUACGACUCGGUUGGGUUCUCGUGAAUCCGCGGCUGCACUUAGCGGGGCACGGCAGGAGAAUGACCAAAAUCAAAUGUACGAACAGCGAUGCGAUGAGGGCAUUGAUCAGGCGCAGAAUGCGUCAGUCAUGACCGUUUUAGGUGGAGAAAGCAAACAGCAUGAAGAGCUGGCACGCAUCCAUCCUUCCGCUUUCCCAAAUACAGUGACGACUACAAGGGGGAGAAGUCAGCACGACGGGGAUGCUCUUGUGUACAAUGUUUUUACGCACCGUGUAGUGAAACGCUCCGCCGCGAGCAUACGAGCUUUGGUGGUGUUGGGCAUUGGUGUCUCCCAAGAGUCACAAGAGCUUGACGUGGUGGACCCUGCCGCUCUUCUUGAGUUGCGAAGCAAACUCCUGAUGAAGCAGGUGAGUUGGCCGGCGUUGUGGCGGAGCUCUCUUUUCCGACAGGUACAGUAUGUUCUUAUACGCACAAGAGCGAGAGAAGAGGCGGCAGCGGCGGUGGUGGAGGAAGUUCGGUGUUUACUUCGUACACACUACCAACGAGCCAAAACCCGCAGUGGCGCCGGAGUUGUAUCAAAUGAUGACACCAUGGGGAGCCGAGAUGGCUCCUCCAGCGAUGAGGCCAGUUCGAGCAGCAGUAUGUUACUGGAGGAACGGUUAUUUACGUAUCAAGAUUUGAAUGCAGAGCAGCAGCGUGUUGUGGAUUUUGUUCUUGAAGGACACAACACAUACAUUGGAGGAGGGGCUGGUACGGGCAAGUCGCUGCUGCUGCGUGUGAUUAGGCAAGAGCUGGUGCGUCAGGGUCUCUCGGUUGCCAUGACGGCAACGACCGGUAUUGCGGCGACGCGAAUUGAUGGUGUGACGCUGCAUCACUGUUUUGGAGUGAAUAUGCAUGGCGAAUGUACACGUCGGGGCGAAUUGCGUGCGUUUGAUGUGAUUAUUGUGGACGAAGUAUCAAUGUUGUCGAGGGAACUAUUUGAAUCGCUCGAGUACCAACUUCGGCGAGCAAACAGUGUGGAUUUACCCUUCGGCGGGGUGCAGGUGAUUUGUUCAGGGGACUUCCUGCAGCUUGGUGCAAUAGCCUCGCUGCCCCUCGUACACUCCGCAGUGUUUCGACGAUACUUUGCGAUGCUUAAACUGCGACAGGUGGUGCGGCAGUUGGGGAAUGAGCAAUUUGUGCGACAGCUACAGGAACUGCGUCGUGGUAACGUCCCGCAUGACCUGCAGGACACGAUCACGUUCUUGUCGCCUGGAGAGAGUGCGAAGGCCAUGAUGACGAAUGAAGAAUCCGCAGUAAAGCUUCUCCCCACAAACAAGGAGGUUGAUGCAAUUAACCAGGCCGAGUUGGAGAAGUUGCCUGGGGAGCUUGUGGUGCUUCCAGCUCAGCUCCAGUCACCGUCGCUGUCUGGCCGAUGGACGGCAACGUAUAUACUAGCUGUGCAGCACGGAGACGCAACCGCCUUGGACAAGAAUAAAUUGUUUGUGGCGUUGGAGCAGUAUGUGUUUGAAUUUGUGCAAAAAGUACCAAAUGCCUCCAGUCUGACAAUAUCGCUUUUAGGUCAACGGCAUGUUGUCCUCUACAAGUUGUUUGUGGACGCUUUUGUGUUCCGGGUGCGCAUUCCGCAUGAACUAAAUGAGAAGGAUGAACACGAGCUUGCGUGUCACCUGCGUAACCUGGAGACAUGGCUCCCGGUGCAAGGGUUAGGAGUCUACCUGAGGGAAAUUGUGGCGUCACCUGAUGGUCUGCACACUGACGUCGACGAGUACAGUCUGACCCAGUACGCGAAGAACUCCCCCAUGAUGUCACCGCUUGGACUCAAGAAGGGUGUAAAAGUAAUGCUUCGCACCAACCUCUCCCCAGGUCUUGUGAACGGCAGCCUUGGCGUCGUGGUGGGGUUUACGGAGUUGAAACUGGACAAUCUACCGCGGUAUCUCACUAAAUUUGGGCGGCUAGAGGCCGUGGAUAGUUACACCGAGUUCCUUCAGUAUGAGCACAGUUUUCCCGUCGCUUUGGCUCCUAAAGUGGACUUUGGUGGAGACAGAGUGAUCGUUGUUCCACCCACGACCUUUUUUGUUGGGGGAUUAUCGAAUACAAACCAUUAUCACAUGGGUAUUGUGGCGUUUCCGCUGUGCCUUGCCUACGCCUUUACCGUGCAUAAGGUGCAAGGGCUGACCUUGGUGGGGCGCGUGCACCUUGAGCUCUCCCGCAUGUGGCCCUGUGAGCACCUGUUGUAUGUUGCCAUGAGUCGUGUGAGGAACCCGGAUCAGCUGACGGUGUCUUCAUUUCACAGAGAUUUGGUUCGCUGCGCCACGGAGUGUUUGCUCUUUGAUGAGUCUCUGCCAUGCGUUGAGGGGGUGCGCGUCUUGCCACACUUUUUUCAGGCCACAUGGCGCCGUGUUCCAAGUAGACGCAAGCUGGCUCUCCGUCAGAAGCAAAUGUCGAAGAAACACGCGAAACACGACAAUGCUGGCGCACAAAGAGGCUUUUUAAGGAGACGAGUCAGCGUUGUGCCUGCUGGCCGUUGA